Messenger RNA from Symbiodinium pilosum, 284 nucleotides. The record is from the annotation of a GenBank genome assembly. NCBI's taxonomy places the organism in Eukaryota, Dinophyceae, Suessiales, Symbiodiniaceae.
GCGGCACGUUGGGCGCAAUCGGCGCACAGGAAGCCCAUGGUCGCGUGUCAUUCGAUAAGACAGCUGCCAGCAUCCAGGAGGGCAAGGUCUACGAAGACACGCUCAUUGACCCGGAUGGUGCUGCCAUCUACAUUGGUGAGUUUGUGGGUGAGGUUCCCCACGGAAGAGGACGCCUCUUUUGGAGCAGCACAAACUACGAAGCCUUCAUUGGCAGAUUCAAGAAUGGUGUGCCCAGGGAGGGUGUCUUCCUCAAUGAGAAAGGCUUUUGCGUUUCCCGCUGCAAG